Molecule: messenger RNA, 2027 nt
Organism: Sitodiplosis mosellana (orange wheat blossom midge)
Lineage: Eukaryota; Metazoa; Arthropoda; Insecta; Diptera; Cecidomyiidae
Product: fringe glycosyltransferase-like
Exons: 7
Coding region: 484-1605 (373 amino acids)
Biological process (GO): regulation of Notch signaling pathway
Cellular component (GO): membrane
Molecular function (GO): O-fucosylpeptide 3-beta-N-acetylglucosaminyltransferase activity
Source: RefSeq, a predicted model, not a curated record
AGUCGUUGAUAAACCACGGAACAACGCAGGAGUGUGUUACUAACCGCUGUGCCUCUCUUUUUUUUACUUCGUACGUGUGUGCGCGCUUCACGUACGUUAUUUGUUUACAUUCACUACUCAACACAGUUCAGAAGAUCCUUAAUGUGUUUUUUGUUUUCAAUAAAGCAGUGCAUUUUGGUGGGGUUUCUAAAGUGAAUGUUUGAUCAAAAUUGUUUACGCUCACAAUAAAAACUUACAUAAAAAAUAAUAAUACGGAUCGGUUUUUAAUGACAUACGGCGAAACGGUCGGAUAAUAAGGAAGAAUUUGUUUGGGAAAUAAUUUGUGCAGUUUUUUAUUCUUUGUUUUCAAAUUUGGAAAAUUUUGUUAUGAAAACGAACAUCGAUUAUCGUGCAAAAAAAAAACUCCGAAUAUUGGUGGGAAAAACGGCCGAUGAAAUGCCUCUGAAGAGACUCAGCGAACAAUGAAAUAUGAAGCGGUGAUCUAUGUUAUUUGGUGACGAUAGUCAAAGAUUUGUGUCUGAUCUCCUUUUUUUUCGCGUACACCGGACGACGAAAAUUAUGGCAAUCAUCGGGAUAAUCAUCUACGUAGCAGCGAUUUUAUGUCGGAUCUCAUAUGGAUACCCAAAUUAUAAUAAGGUUCUUGAUGCACCCAAAUCACAACAUUCUGGCGACGGCGAUUUGCUUGGAUUUCAUCGAAAUUUGACACCGACACAAUUGCCAUGGUUAAAUGAAGUCACAACUAAACUAUUCGAUAGCAGUCGAAUGACAAUUGAUGCGGGUACAGUUACACCAAAACCGACAACCAUUCAAUUGGACGAUGUCUUUUUGGCAGUGAAAACAACACAAAUGAAUCAUGCGAAACGUUUGAAUAUUAUAGCAAAAACAUGGUUUCAAAUGGCCCGUGAACAGACAUGGUUUUUCACGGAUACCAACGACGAUUUCUACAAUAAGCGAUUGAACAAACAUUUGAUCAACACAAAAUGCCCAAAAGGCCAUUCAAGGCGUGCAUUAUGCUGCAAAAUGGCCGCAGAGCUUAUUACAUUCCUCGAACAUCGAAAAAAAUGGUUUUGUCAUUUUGACGACGACAAUUACGUGAAUGUGGCACAGCUUCAGCUGUUGCUCAGCGAAUACGAUUCAUCGUCACUGUGGUAUCUGGGCAAACCGAGUGUGGCAUCACCAUUGGAAAUUAAACUAAGCGAGACUGCUGGUCAUCAGGCUCAGUUUUGGUUUGCUACUGGCGGUGCUGGAUUUUGUAUCAGUCGGCCGCUUGCACUGAAAAUGGCUCCAGUCAUUCGAAACGAAAAACUAAUGACAAUUAGUGAUCGCAUUGGAUUUCCGGACGACGUAUCCAUUGGCUUCAUAAUUGAGUAUUUGCUGAAAGUGCCGUUGACAGUAAUCGACGAGUUUCAUUCACAUUUGGAGCAACUCGACCAAAUUCCAUUGCAGACGUUCCGCAAGCAAAUUUCCUACAGCUAUGCAUCCGAGAAUAAUUCAUGGAAUGUCGUCAAAAUCGACGGAUUCAGCGAAAGAAUUGAUCCAACACGAAUUUGGUCGUUGCAUUGUCACUUGUUUCCGCAUUUAAAUGCCUGUUCCACGCUGAGGUAACACCCAUUUGCGGCGACAGCAGUUCAAAACAGUUAACCAAAUGAAAAGAAUUUUGAUAAUUGCGAGUAGUUCAGAAAUCGCACAUGUUAACCAAAAAGUGAAAUUGGCUUAAGUUCUUCGUCGGCUGUGAUAAGCACUAUCGAUAAAUUGGCUUAAGAUUGAAUUCUAUCUAUAAAUUAGCUUAGAAGCAUAGAAUUUAUUACGAAUAAGUGAGAAUCAAGCAUUUCAAAGAAGAUACCUUAGUUAUUGCAUAAUUAAUUGGUUCUGAUUUCUUUAUUUAAGUACUCGUUUAUGGUUUUUAUACAUAUUAAAUUAAAAGUUUGUAGUUUUUAUCAUAUGUAUUCCCCAAAUAUGGUUUCGAUAACAUAUAUUUAUUGACAGAAAUACAAACGAUUACAAUGAGUAAAUAUUAUACCUAAAAA